GACUGGGCUCUGGGCGGCCUUUUUGCGAGUGGCGGGCAGACUCUGCAGUCCGCUUCGGCAGCGCGCUCUGCCCGGCUUCAUCAGUCUCCUCGCCGGGAGCGUCCGGGAGCAGCUCCGAGGCCGCGGCGAAACCAGGUGGAGUCCGAGGUUCGGAGGAGUAUCCGAGGCCGCGUUCCCGUUGUGGACCUUCGCCCUCGGAACACAGUGCUGUUGGCCGGGACUCCUUCCCGAGGUGUACGGCUCCCUGCUGUCAUUCCUGGCUCUGCCAGAACUGUAGGAAGUGCGCAGUACACUUUAGGGCAUGCAUGGCACUCCCUGGGAGACAGUGUUUUAGGGCCAGAGGAAAGAUCUCCCCUGAAGGCAAACGCCCGCUGAGCCCAGAAGUCCGGGCCGCACUGAACAAGUCAGGAUGUUGCCACCGGCAAUUCUGCAGAAGGCAGGAACCCAUCGGAGAGAAAGAGCCGCUGUCGUAAGGGAGCAGGGAUUGGAUCAAGUCACUGCAUCUAGAGUACGGGGGAAACGAAGAAAUCACGGAGAGAGUUUGCCCCAGGAGAGAGGCGAGCGUUAUGUAACCUAGGAUCUGGGGUGGGUAACAGUCUGUGCAGUGUCAAUCUGAGAGAACACCCAACGUGAGGGAAUGGUCAGGUAAGAAAGGACCAGAAGUUCCGGUUCUACCAUAGCAAGGACCUAAGUUGCUAAUUUAGGUUCUUUAAUGCAGACCUGGUCUUUCAGAACUUCUUUCUCUUCCCUAGCCUUGUCAUUUCAGCAUUCUGGCCUUCCCUAUGAGGAGGAAGAUCAACUAAGUCACAGAUGGAGUCUUCACUGUGUCACCCAGGCUGGAGUGCAGUGGUGUUAUCUCAGUUCACUGCAACCUCCACUUCCUAGGUUCAAGCGAUUUUCCUGCCUCAACCUCCCGAGUAGCUGGGAUUACAGGGCCCUUCUAGCCCAAUCCAGAGCUGUGCCAUGGCAGAGACAAGAGAAGAGGAGACAGCGUCAGCAGAAGCCUCAGGGUUCUCAGACUUGAGUGACUCAGAGCUCCUGGAGUUUCUGGACCUAGAAGAUGCCCAAGAGUCAAAGGCUUUAGUUAACACGCCUGGCCCAUCUUCUGAAUCCCUUGGGAAGGAUGACAAACCCAUAAGCUUACAAAACUGGAAAAGAGGAUUGGAUAUCUUAUCACCCAUGGAGAGAUUCCACCUUAAAUAUUUAUAUGUCACUGACCUGGCUACUCAGAACUGGUGUGAACUGCAAACAGCAUAUGGGAAGGAGCUUCCUGGUUUCUUGGCACCUGAGAAGGCAGCUGUGUUGGACACUGGUGCCAGCAUACACCUAGCUAGAGAACUAGAACUUCAUGAUCUUGUGACUGUCCCAGUCACCACUAAAGAAGAUGCUUGGGCAAUUAAGUUUCUGAACAUACUUUUGCUGAUUCCUACCCUGCAGUCAGAAGGGCACAUCAGAGAGUUUCCAGUGUUUGGGGAAGUGGAGGGUGUACUUCUUGUUGGAGUGAUCGAUGAGCUGCACUAUACAGCCAAGGGGGAACUGGAGCUGGCGGAACUCAAGACACGCAGGCGCCCUACGCUCCCUCUGGAAGCUCAGAAGAAGAAAGACUGUUUUCAAGUCAGCCUAUACAAAUAUAUCUUUGAUGCCAUGGUACAAGGAAAAGUGACCCCUGCUAGCCUAAUCCACCACACAAAGUUGUGUCCGGAAAAGCCACUGGGGCCAUCAGUGCUGAGGCAUGCCCAGCAGGGAGGCUUCUCUGUGAAGUCUUUGGGUGACCUCAUGGAACUGGUCUUCUUGUCUCUAACACUGUCAGAUCUCCCGGUUAUUGAUAUCUUGAAGAUUGAGUAUAUCUACCAAGAGACUGCCACUUUGCUGGGUACUGAGAUUGUAGCCUUUGAAGAGAAGGAGGUGAGAGCCAAGGUGCAGCAUUAUAUGGCCUACUGGAUGGGCCACCGAGAGCCCCAGGGAGUUGACGUGGAGGAAGCUUGGAAGUGCAGGACAUGUACCUAUGCAGACAUUUGUGAGUGGAGAAAGGGCAGUGGAGUGCUCAGCUCUACACUGGCGCCCCAAGUCAAAAACGCCAAAUGAAUAGAAGGUAUGCUUUCAAGAAUGUUGAUCUUUCCUGCUCUUGCUGUACCUAAGCAAAAGAGGACCAGUCUCUGAGCUUGGCUUUUAUGGAGAGUGUUCUUAUUUUGGUUCUUUUUUUUAUUUCCACAACCUCUAACCACAUUCAGUCCAGGAGCAAGGCUCAGGGAUGAGUGGGAGAGAUGGGUUAUACUGUCCCUGGAGCUUCAUCAUGAUUGCCUAAGAAGACAGAUGCUCAUCAUGGCUGGAAUGAAGGUAUCCUUCAGUAAACAUUGCUUUCCUAAGAAAAUUCUUCAGUUUCUGAUAAGUCAUCCCUAUUUUUAUCUUGAUCAAGGCUUUCUACAGUUACAUCAUAAAAUGAAAUGCUGUCCAGGACAGUUGAACUGAUGGUUUUUUCAUAAUUGCAGUCCUUCAAAGAUGACCACCAUACAUAGUUGUGUACGUGUUAUUCCAAGCCUUUAAAUACAUACAUAAACAUAUUUUUGAAUCAGAAUGAGCAGACCAAAACAUAAACAUAAUAAAUAUUCUCAAAGAGACAAGGGAAGAUGAAGUAGAAACAGGAAGUCAUAAAUAUUAGAUACGAAAAACAUAAUACAUGGCUGGGUGUGGUGGCACAUGCCUGUAAUCCCAGCACUUUGGGAAGCUGAGAUGGGGGGAUCACCUGAGGUCAGGAGUUCAAGACCAGCCUGACUAAUAUGGUGAAAGCCCGUCUCUACUAAAAAUACAAAAAUUAGCCUGGGGUGGUGGCGUGCGCCUGUAGUCCCAGCUACUUGGGAGGCGGAGAGAGGAGAAUAGCUUGAACCUGAGAGGCAGAGGUUACAGUGAGCUGACAUCAUGCCACUGCACUCCAGCCUGGGCAACAGAGUGAGACUCUGUCUUUAAAAAAAAAAAAAAAGAAAGAAAUAAUACAUGAAGUAACAUGUAACACUCACAUAUUACAAUCCAGCAGUAGCAGUCCUGGGUAUAUGCUGGAAGAAACAUACAUGUACAAUAGAAAAUGUGAACACGAAUAUACUUUGUAGCACUUUCACGAUAGCAAAAGCCUAGAAGCUACCCAGGUGCCCAUCAGCAGAAGAGUGGAUAAUGUACAGUAGCCAAAACAAAUGAGCUACAGUGACAUAAAACAAUAUGCAUGAAUAUUAGCAGCACAACAUUAGGUGAAAAAAAGUCCUAAAAAUUACAUACAGCAUGAUACCCUUUUUAUAAGGUGAAAAAUAACAUUUAAAGGAAAAUGUAAAGGUAGUGGAGAGGAAUCCCAAUGCAUCUUAGAAGGCAGUGGAGCUCUUAACUACAAACAUCAUCAAAGAAGCUAGAGGAAGGAAUGAUACGGACGUCACCUGGAAGAUAAGGACUUGUUUGUGGUGACACUACUGGAGAAUUUGCAGAAGUCAAUGCAUGGGGAGGGCAAUUGGCAGGGGUAGAGUUUCUGUAUUAACUGGAACGUUAAGAGCCAACAGAACAUGGUGAAUGUUGUUAGUAUGAUUCCAUGUUAUACAUGAGCUGGUAAAUCCUGGACAUCUGUAGGAGAUAAGGUAGGUUGUCUCUGGAGGCCCUUCACAUACUCUUCUUAUGGACCCUGGAAUCUUAUGAUGACUCUUUACUGAGUGACUCUUAUGGCCGGGCACUGUGCUAAGCACAUUAUAAUUAAAUCUGUAUCCAUUAUCUCCAGUGAGGGAACUGAGGCCUAGAAGGGUUAUAUAAUUUUCUCAGCUGGGUGUGGUAGCUCACACCUGUAAUCUUAGUACUUUAGGAGGGCAAGGUAGGAAGAUCACUUGAGGACAGGAGUCCAAGACCAGCCUGGGCAACAUAGCAAGAUCCCAUCUCAAAAAAAAAAAAAAGCCAGGCAUGGUGGUGCAUCCCUGUAGUCCUAGCUACUUGGCAGGCUGAGGCAGGAGGAUCACUUGAACCCAAGAAUUCAAGGUUACAGUGAGCUAUGAUCAUGCAACUGCAAAAAAAAAAAAAAAAAAGUUUCCAGGGUUCCACUGUUUGAAAGUGGUAGACUCCAGGCUAGAUAUGUCUGACUGCAGUGCUUAUGCUCUCAAUCAUUAUGCUAUUAAAGUUUUCUUGUUGAA
Symphalangus syndactylus (siamang) is the source of this 4154-nucleotide messenger RNA. RefSeq names its product exonuclease 5 (gene EXO5). Gene Ontology annotation, cellular component: nucleus. The record is from RefSeq and is a predicted model, not a curated record. Lineage: Eukaryota; Metazoa; Chordata; Mammalia; Primates; Hylobatidae. Gene Ontology annotation, biological process: interstrand cross-link repair. Gene Ontology annotation, molecular function: single-stranded DNA 5'-3' DNA exonuclease activity.